Larimichthys crocea (large yellow croaker) is the source of this 3473-nucleotide messenger RNA. It is a transcript of the gene tbk1, whose product is annotated as TANK-binding kinase 1. Gene Ontology annotation, cellular component: cytoplasm. Gene Ontology annotation, biological process: peptidyl-serine phosphorylation. Gene Ontology annotation, molecular function: ATP binding; protein serine/threonine kinase activity; protein binding. The record is from RefSeq and is a predicted model, not a curated record. Lineage: Eukaryota; Metazoa; Chordata; Actinopteri; Sciaenidae.
UACCACACGCCCCCUUCCCUCACUCUGUGCUCUGAUUGGCCGCGGCCCGUCACAUGACCGGGCACACAGCGGAAGCAGAGGGCUCGUCGCAGACGGAAGGAUCACUUGCAGCCAUCAGGAUGCAGAGCACCACCAACUACCUGUGGCUGAUCUCAGACCUGCUGGGUCAGGGAGCAACGGCCAACGUUUACCGAGGCCGACACAAGAAAACCGGCGACCUGUACGCCGUCAAAGUGUUCAACAACCUGAGCUUCCUGCGGCCGCUGGACGUGCAGAUGAGAGAGUUCGAGGUCCUGAAGAAACUCAACCACAAGAACAUCGUCAAGCUGUUCGCCGUGGAGGAAGAGGUCAAUACGAGAAAUAAGGUCCUGGUUUGGGCGUAUUGUCCCUGUGGAGGUCUCUACACGUUUUAGAGGAGUCGGUCCCAAAGCGUUUGGACUCCCGAGGAUCAGUUCCUCAUAGUUCUUCAUGAUGUGGGUUAAGGGACGUGUAUGAACCACCUGAAAUGAGAUUACGGCAUCGUUCAGGGAAUCAAGCCAGGAAACAGCUCAGCGAGGACGUGCGGCGGGCACGGAUGCCGCGCGUACAAAGACCUGACUGUGGUAGCCGCGAUGAUGGACGUGGAGGACGAUCGCAAAACAGUUUGUGGCCUCGACGGCACCGAGGAGUACCUGCACCCCGACAUGUACGAGCGAGCCGUGCUCAGGAAAGACCAUCAGAAGAAGUACGGAGCCACGGUGGACCUGUGGAGCAUCGGCGUCACGUUCUACCACGCCGCCACCGGCAGCCUCCCGUUCCGACCGUUCGAAGGGCCGCGCAGGAACAAGGAAGUGAUGUAUAAAAUCAUCACGGAGAAACCGUCCGGGACCAUCUCCGGACACCAGAAGUGUGAGAACGGGAAGAUCGAGUGGAGCACAGAGAUGCCGGUUUCCUGCAGUCUGUCCAAGGGUCUUCAGAGCCUCCUGACUCCGGUCCUCGCCAACAUCCUGGAGGCCGAUCAGGAGAAGUGUUGGGGCUUCGAUCAGUUCUUCGCUGAGACCAACGACAUCCUGCACCGGGCCGUGGUCUACGUGUUCAGUCUGCAGCAGGCCACGCUGCACCACGUCUACAUCCACGAGUACAACACGGCGGCGCUGUUCCAGGAACUGCUGUCCCGGAGGACCAGCAUCCCGCUGCACAACCAGGAGCUGCUGUACGAGGGCCGCCGCCUCGUCCUCGACCCCAACCGCCAGGCCAAGACCUUCCCCAAGACCUCCAGAGACAAUCCCAUCAUGCUCGUCAGCCGCGAGUCCGUCGCCACCGUGGGACUCAUCUUUGAGGACCCCAGUCCUCCUAAAGUUCAGCCGCGCUACGACCUCGACCUGGAUGCCAGCUACGCAAAGACUUUUGCAGGUGAUGUCGGACAUUUAUGGAAAACUUCAGAGUCUCUGCUGGUUUAUCAGGAGCUGGUUCGAAAAGGAGUUCGAGGUCUGAUGUGAGUUCUUCAGCUGAACGACGCGAUGAAGGAGGGGACCUACAGUGAGAUCCUCCUAAGAAGUCUGAGUUUUCCACUCUGUAAUUCUGACCGCAGAUCCUGGGAUAAGACCGAAAGGCUGUUCGAGGUGCUGAUGCAGGCCAACAUGUUGUCUUCAGAGUACGAUGAGAUCUCAGACAUGCACAAGAAAGUUCUCAGAAUCUCAAGCUCGUUGGAGCCGAUCGAACGAACAACACAAGACAUCAAGAGUAAGUUCAUCCCAGGAGGCCUGCUGACCGACGGCUGGACACAACAAGUGGGGACGCACCCCGAGGACAGGAACGUGGAGAAGAUCAAAGUCCUGCUGGACGCCAUCACAGCGAUCUACCAACAGUUCAAGAAGGACAAAGCAGAGAGACGGCUGCCGUACAACGAGGAACAGAUCCACAAAUUUGACAAACAGAAGCUGGUCCUUCAUGCGAGCAAGGCUCGGUCUCUGUUCACGGAGGAGUGCGCCAUGAAGUAUCGUCUGUUCAUCUCGAAGAGCGAGGAGUGGAUGAGGAAGCUUCAUCACGUGAAGAAGCAGCUGCUCAGCCUGUCCGGUCAGCUGAUCAGCAUCGAGAAGGAGGUGACUAUGUUGAUGGAGCGAGCCAUCAAGCUGCAGGAGCAGCUGCCUCAGAAGGUUCUUCCUCUGGUGUCCAGUGGGAUGAAGUCUCAGGCGUACCUGAGUCAGAACACGCUGGUGGAGAUGACGCUGGGGAUGAAGAAGUUGAAGGAGGAGAUGGAGGGAGUCGUCAAAGAGCUCGCAGAGAAUAACCACUUCUUAGAGCGGUUCGGGACGCUGACGCUGGACGGCGGUCUGAGAGGCUGAGGACAAACGAGAAUCUGAUUGGUUCUUGAGUUCUGUAAAUAUCCCUGUUUAUCCUGUAAAUAACGUGACACGUGAGAUGAAGCGUUUUGUAUCAAUGGUUCCUCCAUACGGCGGUUUGGACCGGUCUGUUCUGGUCCGGUCUGUUCUGGUCCGGUCUGUUCUAGUCCGGUCUGUUCUGGUCCAGACUGUUCUGGUCCGGUCCGUCAGCAGGACGUGGUCAUGGACUCUCAGUAAAAAGACUUGAAGAUAUUUUAAUGUGACGGAGAGAAAACUCGUUAAAUUUCCCUGGAAACUGAGCUGAACCUUGAAAACACUUAAUGAACAAAUGAAUAUUUAACGAAUCAGUUUAAUUAGAUUAUUUAACUUUGACGUUAAUGAUUCAGAUUUUUCUUUAAUUCAGUUUAAGUUGAUUUUAAGAGGUUCAAACAGAAACGUGAUUAACACGAGAAAUUAAUUUAAAAACCUUUAACGGUGAAGAACGUUCAUUUAGAAAGUCUCAUUAAUUAACAUGAAUAAACUCGUGAAGGUAAUUAAAGGAGCCUGUCAUGGUGAAAUGACAUUUGUCUGAACAUGAAUGUUUGUGGGAACAUUUGAAAUAUUUAAAAAUCUCUUAAAAUCUAAAUUAUUAGUUUGUAUCUUUAUUUCUGAACUUUAACGACUUCAACUGAUCUUAAUUAGGAUCUCCUUCAUUUGUUAUUCAGCGUGUUUAAGCAGUUUUCAUGGUAAUUUAAGAGUUAAUGAAAUUAUUUUAUGGUGUUAUUGGAUUAUGGAAAAUCUCUAAAAAUGGACGUGAUGAUUAAAAAGUUUCAGCUUAACUGAGAUUUUCUGAAUUUAUUUAAAAAAAUAAAAACUUUAAACCAUGCAGAUGAUUAAUUAAAAUACCGUAACGAUGUCCCUGAAGGUCUUUAUAAAACAUGCUGUUGCCGGGCAGAUGAUGGUGUAUGGAAAUCUGAAUGCUGAUUACAUUUGAUGUUUAUUUAUUCUACUUAAAGGCCGAUCAAUAAUCAAUAACUGAGUUAUUUCCAUCCGUCAUUGUGUCGUCACAUUUUCUCUCCAGGUCAGUUUAAAAUGCAGAAAUAAAAAAUGCGUCUGUGUCUUCAUGAACGGAAGGUUUCAUGUUUCAAACUGUAAAUAAAAAAUAUCCAUGAA